Molecule: messenger RNA, 3081 nt
Organism: Durio zibethinus
Lineage: Eukaryota; Viridiplantae; Streptophyta; Magnoliopsida; Malvales; Malvaceae
Product: BTB/POZ domain-containing protein At3g22104-like
Molecular function (GO): protein binding
Source: RefSeq, a predicted model, not a curated record
AUGCCUCUACAAAAAUCCAAUACUUGCUCAGCUUCUCUAUUUCAUUUCUUUUUAAGUGGCGUACAGAUUCAGCCUCCACCAAGAGGUUUCUCUCUUGCUCUCUCUGGCUCAAUAGAAACUGGCGCCACGAGUAACGGAGUCAAUAGGCAUCAACGCAUGCAAAAGAAAAAAAUAAAUAAAAAAGGAAGCGCUCGAACGAUGUGCAUCAUAGAAAAAUAAAUUGUUUUAGAAGUACUAUUUUCUAGAAUGACUUUUCCAAUUAUGUAUUUCAGCUACUAAAUAUUUUAGUUUGAGAAUGUGAAAGCCCAGCCUUCCUUCCUCUUUGACGAUUUCAACUUCCUUUUCUUGUGGAAACUAAUUUGAUGUCCAAUUUUCAAUGUAAACUACAUGAAACAACAUCACCAAGCAAAAUCAAACCCACUGGCUAUUUCUACUUAAAACUUUACUUAAAUUUUCAUUGGUUUGAUAUCCACAAAAUUUUUUCCAUAUACUAAUGAUAAUGAUGUGAUUUAGACUAAAAAACAUUAAAAAUUUUAAAUUUAAGUCAUCUUAAGAUUAAAACAUGCGUUUUUUCAUCAUGGUUGUCGGAUUUGAUACCUUUUUUAAGGGUGUGAAUUCGCCACCAACAAGCGUGUAUUUGGUAGAUGAGAAGGAACAAUGUGGGUGUCCCCAUUGCAAUAUGUAGCAACUGUAAAGUUCCAUUGUUUUCAAAAAUGCCUCGUUGCUUCUUAUUCCCUCCCCUCCUUUCUAUAUCUACAUCUACUCUCUACUAACAAACCUUGUCUUGUCUCUUAUGCUCAGUUGUCCAUUGACCAACCAACAUCGCACCAGCUUCUUCAUACAAGCAACUUUUCUACUGUGUUUCUCUCCCUUCUCUCUUUGCAUCACUCUUCAUGUCCUUUAUUCUUCUUUUCUGGCUCAAUCCCAAAAAGUGUAUCCCCUUUUUGAACGCGGCACCUUUCAUUUUCUAAGCUCUAUUAACCUCUUUUGCCCUGGUGGGGUUUUCAGUUUUCAUCUUAGUUUAUCUCAACAAUGCAAGUCUGCUGUGAUCUUGAAGUGGAUGUCAACGGUGAAGAGAUUUUCAAGGUAGACAAGAGAACUCUUGCAUCUUACUCUGGUAUAUUCAGCAAAUUGUUUGGUAAUUUGAUGGAUGAUACCAGGAACCUGAAAUUGGUAUUUCAUGACUUUCCUGGGGGAGCUGAGGGUUUUGAACUCGUGGCAAGGUUUUGCUAUAACAAGGGAAGAACUGAGAUAACUCCCGCCAAUAUAGUCCUACUAAAUUGCGCUGCACAAUUUAUGGAGAUGGAGAGUGAUGGCCUCAGGGCCAGCUUGUUAAACCAAACAAAAAAUUCACUUGAUGGUAUCAGCUUCUGGACCUGGUCUGAGCUCCUUUUAGCUUUGAAAGAGUGCCAAGAUUUGCUUUAUUUCUCAAAUACUUCGGUAAUACUUGAUAAGGUCCUGGAUUGUGUUAUAGGAAGGCUUACCUCUCCUAUUGUUGCAAGCCCAUACACAUCUUCCUCAGAGAACUCCAGUUUCCAGUGUUCCUCUGAUACAAGGAGCAGCUAUAGUAUUAGAAACAAUUUCUCUCAACUAUCUUGGUGGUUUGAGGAUCUUCUGUUUUUGAAUAUUGAUUUCAUUGACAAGGUAAUAAACAUGAUGAUAUGCCAACAUUUUGAUAAUGCUACAAUUAGUAAGUUCCUCUUCUGUUAUCAAAGAUCGAGAUUUCUUAGUGCCACCCCAACUGAGAAGUGCAAAAUCACAGAGGUCAUAAUCAAUCUGCUUUCUUUACUUGAUAGGAGCUCCCUUUCUUGCAAGCUCUUAUUUGAUAUAUUUCGAGUGGCUUCAAGCUUGAAAAUUAGCAAAAAUUGCAAAUCCAUUUUGGAAAGUCAUAUUGGUUCACAACUGGAUCAAGCAACUAUAGAUUUUCUGCUAGUCCCAUCCCCACGCGGGAAAGAUUAUAUGUAUGAUGUGAAUCUGGUACUGAGGCUUGUAAAGGCAUUUUGCAAUGAAGGAAGUUGUUGUUUAUCCCCAGUGCGAUUAAGAAAAGUUGCUAGCUUAGUUGACUCAUACCUUGUGGAAGCGGCAGCGGAUUACCACCUGAACCCUUCAAAGUUUGCAGCAUUAGUCAUGCUGCUGCCAGAUUCUGCAAGAGAAUCCCAUGAUAGGCUUUUUCAAGCCAUGGACAUUUAUCUAGAGGUUCAUGGUAGACUACGUGAAGCAGAGAAAAUGAGAAUCUGUAGUGCACUUAACUAUGCAAAGCUUUCAAUAGAUGCAUUGAGACACUUAGCUCGGAACUCGAAAUUUCCAUCAAGAAUAGCUAUACAAGCUUUCAUUAAUCAGCAGUCCAAGCUUGAAAAUUUACCUGUGGGCAAAAAACAUUUUGAAACCUUUAGUGGUUCCAUCUCUGCUGAGGAAAGUAUCAAUGAGAAAGAAAAUUCUGAUCAAAACCUUCUGUAUGCAAAAAGUGUCAACCUUCCUAGGAAAGCCGAGCAACUUGAUGCACAGCUGCAAGGAAUGCAAUGUAGAAUAACAGAACUGGAGAAGUUCUGUGGGAUAAUGCACACUCAGAUUGGAAGUAUACCAGGAACAAGAUUAUCCAGUCUUGGUAAUAAUGCUAGAUUCUUACCAAAACUAUGUUCUUGAAGAUAGCCUUGCCUCCAAGGUCAAUUUGGUUUUUCCCCUACAUUCUAUUUGAAAACAUUUGUAUAGUAUGAAGCAAAUUAAUGUAAAUGCAAAUUAGUUUUGUUUCGAAUUUUGUAAAGAACGAUCAAGAGUGGGAAACUUUGGUUUUACUUCAUUCUCCUCUGGUUUUACUUCAUUCUCGAAUAACUGUAGAAGCAUGAGUAGGUAUCUGAUUUGCAUACUGAUCCAAUAAAAACAUACUGAUGGAAGGAUGAGGAUCUUUACUGCAUUUGUACUUUAUGAUCUUCUCUUAGCAUCGUUUCCUAAGGUUUGGGUUUUACUUGGAACUGUGUUCUUUUGACAUGAUGAAAAUGAAAUACAGAAAGAAGUAAAAAAAGUUCAAGUUCCAAACUGAUGACCAAGAACAGUUUGUUGAAUGUCAAAGAAAUGUGAUGAAAA